Centropristis striata (black sea bass) is the source of this 1434-nucleotide messenger RNA. RefSeq names its product polymerase (DNA-directed), delta interacting protein 2 (gene poldip2). Gene Ontology annotation, cellular component: mitochondrial nucleoid; nucleus. The coding region runs from base 6 to 1166 and encodes 386 amino acids. Gene Ontology annotation, molecular function: DNA binding. Gene Ontology annotation, biological process: error-free translesion synthesis. The record is from RefSeq and is a predicted model, not a curated record. The transcript is spliced from 11 exons. Lineage: Eukaryota; Metazoa; Chordata; Actinopteri; Perciformes; Serranidae.
UGCAAAUGCGUGUGUGUGAGCUUGCCAGGCCUGUAAAGAUGGCGGCCUGUGCGUUACGCCGAGGUUUGCUGAGCACUGUCAGUAAAUACAACAAGAAGCACACACAGAGGAUACUGAGCGUGGUGGACAGCAGCAGCGGGUUUGAGGUGUUCAGGCCCCGGGUUGAAUGCCGGGCCUGCGGGCUCCCCGCCGGGCUGCAGCAGAGGAGGUUCAUGUCGUCACGGCCUGAAGGGAAGAUUUUGGAGACAGUGGGAGUGUUUGAGGCUGUGAAGCAGCAUGGAAAAUAUGAAACGGGACAGCUGUUUCUCCACAGUGUGUUUGGCUACAGAGGCAUCGUGUUGUUUCCCUGGCACGCCCGCCUCUACGACAGAGACAUCACACCUCCCAUGUCUGAAAGCAAACCUGAUCCUCCAGGAACCCACGGCUCCAAGGAGGUGAAGGGGAAGACUCACACCUACUACCAGGUCCUGAUUGACACCAGGGACUGCCCUCACAUAUCUCAGAGGUCCCAGACGGAGGCGGUGACGUUUCUGGCCAACCAUGAUGACAGCAGAGCUCUGUACGCUAUCCCAGGUCUGGACUAUGUGAGCCAUGAGGACAUCCUGCCCUAUAACUCGGCGGAACAGAUCCCCAUCCAGCACGAGCUGUUUGAGCGCUUCCUCACGUACAACCCUGCCAAAUCUCCUCCGUUCACAGCCAGAGACACCCUGAAGGCGUGGCAGGAGAAGAACCACCCCUGGCUGGAGCUCUCUGACGUCCACAGGGAGACAACAGAGAACAUCCGAGUCACCGUCAUCCCUUUCUACAUGGGCAUGAGGGAGGCCCAGAACUCCCAUGUUUACUGGUGGCGCUACUGUAUCCGUCUGGAGAACAUGGGCAACGAGGUGGUUCAGCUGAGAGAGAGACACUGGAGGAUCUUCAGCCUGUCAGGAACCCUGGAGACGGUCCGGGGACGAGGAGUCGUAGGCAGGGAGCCGGUGUUGUCCAAAGAACAGCCAGCCUUCCAGUACAGCAGCCAUGUGUCUCUACAAGCCCCUAGUGGCCACAUGUGGGGGACAUUUCGUAUCGAAAGGACCGACGGCUCCCACUUUGACGUCCGCAUUCCUCCUUUCUCCCUGGAGAGCAACAAAGAUGACAAAGCGCCCCCUGCUGGCUACACCUUCUAACUGCCAGUAGUCACCUCCCUGUGUAACACUGCCCCAGCCUUCAGCAGAAGACUAGCUUGAAUCAGGUUAUGCAAAGGGAAAAUGUACCAUUUUCUAGAUCAUGCAGAAGCAGGCCCUCCUUGCCCUUUUUUCCUGUGAGCGUGCACCCGUCAGCAGUAUGUUAUUGAUCCGGUCGUGUAGCGUAGAGAAGUGAUCCUGUGCAUCUUCAGCCCACGUUGAGUUUUGAAGAGGCAUGCACAGUCAGGUGGAAGAGCUUUGGGAGGUGGAG